AUGGCCUCGACAAUUUUUCCAAUCGCCGCUGGAGAGCCACCAAGAGUACCACAUCGCCGCAAGGUUCUCCGAUCAAUACAUAACUCGGUCGAGACUCUCCGCGAUUUAUAUCGCGUCUCCGAAAAUGAAGCAACCCAGAUUGAAUUCGUACAAGGGGAAGUUGACUUCAUCGUCUCAUACCCGCGCGGAUGGAGGCUGGUGCUCAUCAUCCUGAGUGGAAUGAUCCCAUACAUGGUGGUAACAACGAUUCUUCCUAUCCUGGUCGCUGACUUCCGCGUACCGAGAGAUAUUGGAUGGUAUGCAUCGGCGUAUUUUCUCCCAAUGACAGUUAUGAUGCCCAUCUACGGCAAAUCAUACACGCUAUGGAGACUCAAACCGGUGUUUAUCCUCGCGCUGGUAAUACUAGUUGGAGGCUCAGUCUGCUCUGCCGCAGCAAAGUCCUCCUCUGUUUUUAUCGCUGGUCGCGCCAUCGCAGGGGUUGGGGCGGCAGGGAUUCUGACAGGCGCAUUCCGGAUCAUCAUGCUUGCUGUGCCACGCAGCAAGCGGACGUUCCUGGAGGGUCUGGGUGCUGUCAUCAUGGGUGUCUGCUCCAUGAUGGGACCCCUUUUGGGCGGCAUUAUUGCUGAUUCGAUCGGGUGGCGUUGGACCUUCUGGAUCAAUGCGCCCAUUGCAGGUGCAUCCAUUGCCGUCGCCUUGGUGGUGUUCCCCAAUGAGAACCCGAGGACGAACCUGUUCACGCUUCCCAUUUACCAGAAGCUGAAGCGACUGGAUCCAAUCGGAGGAGCGCUACUCGUCGCCGCGCUGACAUGCUUCAUCUGCGCGCUCCAGAUAGCGUCGACGUCGGUAUGGUCUUCGAGUGAGGUUAUCGCAUUGCUCUGUGUGGCUGCCGUGCUCCAGGUCGCAUUCAUUCUCCACGAGCUGCUCACACCUCUCGAGAUCUCCCUCCUACCCCGGGAAAUUCUUCGACAUCGAACGGUCUGGGGAUCAUGCUUAGGUCUCUUUCUUCUAUUCGCCAGUUUCAUAAAUUACGUUUUCUUUCUCUCAUACUUCUUCCAGGCCGUCCAGGGUCGCUCAGCGCAAGCAAGUGCAAUUCGAUUGCUACCCUACGUGCUAGGCACCUGCGUUGGCUCCACCAUCGCCGCCGUAGGCGUCUUCAAAGUCCGCUUCUACAAUCCAUUCUUCAUGGUCGGAGGGAUGUGUCUGAUCGCCGCCUCGGCUCUCGUCACCUUCACCUUCACCAUUCACACCCCACUGUCGAAAGUAUUUCCGUACGAAGUCCUUCUCGGUCUCGGCGUCGGCUUUUGUAUAAUCGCAAACGUCGUGCCCGGUCAAACACUGUUGCGAGAAGAAUACCACUCCAUCGCAAAUGGAUUGACGUUCCUUUCCUCGAUGCUCGGCUCAUCUGUUUCGAUGCCUGUUUCGAGCACGAUAUUCAACCAGGUUCUGACCAAGAAAAUCAUUGCGCUAGGGUUGCCUGGCGAGUUCGCCGCCGCCGUCCUGCAUAACCCGUCUCGUGUGCACCAGGAUGUGCGCCCUGAUCUCUUGCCACAAGUGCUCGAAGCGAUGAUGGCGACCAUCAAGAAAACAUUCAUGUUUGGGUUUGCUUCUGCGAUUGCUUGUGCGAUUGUCUUCUACUGCCUCCCCUGGAAUCCGCUUAUCGCUGCAAUACAGCAAGGUGAAGGCCAUUCUCGCAGCACUAGCGCGGAAACAGGCGCCACGGGUAGCAGCGAGAUUCGGGUCAUUGAGCCACAGGUACAGCGAGAAAAAGAUGAAGAGAAGUUGUGA
Molecule: messenger RNA, 1785 nt
Organism: Mytilinidion resinicola
Lineage: Eukaryota; Fungi; Ascomycota; Dothideomycetes; Mytilinidiales; Mytilinidiaceae
Product: MFS general substrate transporter
Exons: 6
Coding region: 1-1785 (594 amino acids)
Biological process (GO): transmembrane transport
Molecular function (GO): transmembrane transporter activity
Source: RefSeq, a predicted model, not a curated record